AUGAAGGUGGUCGCUGCGCAAGCUCGGGAGGGCGUCGGCUAUUUGAACAUGUUUGCCAGAUUCAGCCAGAGCGUGAGGCGGCUGGCCGAUGGGGGGCGGGACGACCGCGCGGAGGCGGCCCGCCAGCCAGGGCAGUGCAGCUCGAGCGUCUCGUACCUGGCCCGGCAGCGCCCGCUGCCCCUGCCGCGGCCGCGGAGCCGGAGUUCUGCGCGGGAGCGCCCGCUCCUGCAUUUCCCCCUUGUAGAGAUUGAUCCAGGAUCAGGGUUCGCUAAGUUUGGAAAGUUGCGGCGACGACUUCUCGUUCGCACCUUCUUCAUUGCGCUACUCCUUUCGCGGCUCCUGCGAACUGUCUAUGUAUUUAGCCUGUAG
Molecule: messenger RNA, 369 nt
Organism: Prorocentrum cordatum
Lineage: Eukaryota; Dinophyceae; Prorocentrales; Prorocentraceae
Source: the annotation of a GenBank genome assembly